CCCGGGAUAACCGCUGGAAGCACCUGGAGCCAGAGGAGCGGCUGCGAUGGAGUUUCCUGCCGUGGCACUGUCACUCCUCGUGGCGCUGCGAAUGUCUCCGCUGGCUGCUGGGAGCAAACUGCAGCCCCACAUGCCCAACGUGUGCGCGGCGCAGGAGCUGGCGGUGCAGGGGCUGCGGCAGCCGUGCGUGCAGGCGCUGAGCCGCGCCGCCCGCGCGUGGCAGCAGGGCUGCGGGGAGCGCCGCUGGUGCCCGGCCCUCGAGCACAGGGUUGUGUAUUACACGGGCUACAGGCAGGUGUACCAGCUGAGGUCCCAGACCACCUACAGGUGCUGCCCAGGAUGGUCCCAGCUCCCAGGAGAUGCUGGCUGCCUGCACAUGUUCUCGGGGACUUUGGGAUGGGGUGUUUGCCCUUCUGAUGGUCAGCGUGGGAUCAUCCUCGUCCUCCUCCCUGCCUGUGGUUACAGAGUUUGCCUCAAUGGUGGGAGUUGCCAAGAGGGAUCCUUGCAGCUCUGUCACUGCUCCUCUGGCUUCCAGGGUCCUCACUGCCAGCACGAUGUUGACGAGUGCCAGGUGCACAACGGGGGCUGCCAGCACCGCUGUGUGAACACCCUGGGCUCCUUCUACUGCGAGUGCCAGCCCGGCUUCCGCCUGCACACGGACGGCAGGACCUGCCUCGCUCUGAACUCGUGUGCCCUGAACAACGGCGGCUGCGAGCACGACUGUGUGCAGGUGACGCUGGCCCAGCACCGCUGCCAGUGCAGGCACAACCACCAGCUGCACGAGGAUGGCAAACGCUGCAUCCGUGAGAACCCAUGCUCUGACAGGAAUGGGGGCUGCAUGCACCGCUGCCACAGCCACCGCGGCCGCGCCCGCUGCCAGUGCCACCCCGGCUACCAGCUGGCCCCCGAUGGCAAGGCCUGCGAAGAUGUGAACGAGUGCCUGGCGGGGCUGGCCAUGUGUGCACACCAGUGCCUCAACACCCGGGGCUCCUUCAAGUGCACCUGUAACCCGGGCUACGAGCUGGGGGCGGAUGGCAAGCGCUGCUACCGGAUAGAGAUGGAGGUUGUGAACAGCUGUGAAACCAACAACGGGGGCUGUUCCCACAUGUGCCACCACACCAGCUCUGGCCCAGUCUGCACCUGUAACUUUGGCUUUAGGCUGGAAGAGGACCAGAAGUCGUGCACGGAUAUCAAUGAGUGUGACACGGGUUCUCACUGUUGUCAGCAAGACUGCUACAACUACCCUGGGGGCUACGAGUGCUCCUGCCACGCCGGGUACAGGCUCAGCACCGACGGCUGUGGCUGUGAUGAUGUGGAUGAGUGCUCUGCAAACAACGGUGGGUGUGAACACACGUGCCAGAACCUGCCAGGGUCGUUCCAGUGUGGCUGUGACAUUGGGCACAAGCUGGAUGAAGACAGAAGGAGCUGCAUCACCAUCGAGGACACGGUGGAGGCCCUGGAUGGCCGGCGCCCUGUCAUCCGCCCCAUCCCUCACGUGGCCAUCCUGCGGGACGAGUUCACCCAGCUCUUCAACGAUGACUACGAGGAAGAGGAGGAAGAGCUGGAAGCACGAGGGGAGCACACGCUGUCAGAGAAAUUCGUGUGCCUGGAGCACACGUUUGGCCCCGACUGCAGCCUGACCUGUGACGACUGCCAGAACGGAGCGGCGUGCGGCGCCGAGGGCAGCGGCUGCCUCUGCGCGCCCGGCUGGACGGGCGUGCUGUGCAACCAGACUUGCCCGGCCGGCACCUUCGGCAGCAACUGCAGCCAGAGCUGCUGGUGCCAGAACGGCGGCACCUGCGAGCCUGCCACCGGCGCCUGCCGCUGCCCGCCCGGCGUGGCUGGAGAGCUCUGCCAGGACGGGUGCCCCAAGGGAUUUUUCGGGAAGCACUGCAGGAAAAAGUGCAACUGUGCCAACCGGGGUCACUGCCACCGGAUUUACGGAGCCUGUCUGUGCGAUCCCGGCCUGUACGGCCGCUUCUGCCACCUGGCGUGCCCCAGGUGGGUGUUUGGGGCCGGCUGCUCGGAGGAGUGCCGGUGCCUGCAGCGCAACUCGCGGGACUGCGACGCCAGGGACGGCUCCUGCCGCUGCAAGCCCGGCUACCACGGCCAGCACUGCCAGCACAGCUGUGACCCCGGGUUCUAUGGGGAUGGCUGCAAGAAGAAGUGUAGCUGCUCUCCAGGAGUGCCCUGUGACCCUGUCACCGGGGAGUGUCACCAGGAGUGUCCCCCCGGCUACCACGGCGAGCACUGUGACCAAGAGUGCCCUGAGGGGACAUUUGGGCCAGGCUGUCAGCAUCCCUGUGCCUGUGGAGAAGCACCCUGCGACAGGAGCACGGGGCAGUGCCACUGCCCACCUGGCUGGACAGGACACGACUGUGCCCAAGCUUGCCCUGAGGGUCUCUGGGGACCGGGCUGCCAGGAGAUCUGCCCAGCCUGUGCCAACAACGCCAGCUGUGACCCCGCCACCGGAGCCUGCCUGUGCCCAGCUGGCUACACGGGCCAGCGCUGCCAGGAUGUGUGUCCACCCGGCUGGUUCGGCCCCGACUGCCAGCUGAGCUGCAGCUGUGGCAACGAGGGACAUUGCCACCCUGUGACGGGGGCGUGCAGCUGCCCGCCCGGCUGGACGGGGCACCACUGCCAGCGAGCCUGUGACCUGGGCCGCUGGGGCCCCGACUGUGCCCACGCCUGCAACUGCAGCAACAGCGACGGCAGCUGCAGCGCCCGGAGCGGGCAGUGCCUGUGCGAGGCCGGGUACACGGGCACCCGCUGCGAGCAGAAGUGCCCUGAAGGGUGGUUUGGGCAGAGCUGCCAGCACCAGUGUCAGUGUGACAACGGAGCCACCUGUGACCACGUCAGCGGGGCCUGCACCUGCAGCCCAGGCUGGAGAGGAACCUUCUGUGAGCACGCCUGCCCUGAUGGAUUUUAUGGACUGGAGUGUCGACAAGCCUGUGACUGCCUGAAUGGUGCCCACUGUGACCCUGUGACGGGACAGUGCCAGUGUCCCCCGGGCUGGACUGGAGCCCGCUGUGCCCAGGCGUGCCAGGAGAACAAGUACGGCCAGAACUGCAGCCACACCUGCAGCUGCUUCAACAAUGCCACCUGUGACCACGUCAGCGGCCGCUGCCUCUGCUCCGAGGGGUGGACAGGACCCUCGUGCCAGCAAGCCUGCCCGGAGGGGUUUUUUGGGAAGAGCUGCCAGCAGCGCUGCCUCUGCCAGAACGGCGGCACCUGCGACCCGGCCACGGGCGGCUGUGCCUGCCCUGCGGGCUGGACCGGGCUGGCCUGCGAGCUGGGUGAGGAAACAACGGGGAACACCUCUGGGGCACACACAUCCUGCUUUGGAAUGUCUCACUGCACCUGUGCCCAAGGACAGCACGGUCUGGACUGCCAGCAGCGCUGUGAGUGCCAGCACGGGGGGCUCUGCGAGCGCCGCACCGGGCGCUGCCUCUGCCAGCCCGGCUGGACCGGCGACAAGUGUGAGAAACCCUGCCUGCCAGGUUUCUUUGGGAGGAGCUGUGCCAGUCGCUGUGGCUGUCCCCCGGGAGUGCCCUGUCACCACGUCAGCGGGCAGUGCGGCUGCCCGCCAGGACUGACCGGCCCUGCGUGUGAAAAACCCUGCCUGCCAGGGACCUUCGGGCAGGGCUGUGCUCAGAUCUGCCAGUGCGCCGGAGCCACCCAGGAGUGUCACCCUGUCACCGGGGCCUGUGUCUGUCCCCCCGGCUUCCACGGUCCUGCCUGCCAGCUGGAGUGCUCCCCGGGCUGGUACGGCCGGGACUGCGAGCGGCCGUGCCGGUGCAGGAACGGGGGCCGGUGUGACAGUGCCACGGGGAUGUGCCACUGCCCGGCGGGCUUCAUCGGCGCCGACUGCUCCAUCGGUUGCCCCGCUGGCCGCUACGGGCAGGACUGUGCAGAGCUGUGCCCCUGUGGGACCGGAGUUCCCUGUCACCCUGUCACCGGAGAGUGCGUGUGCCCUCCAGGCAGAGCUGGCCGCAGGUGUGAGCAAGGUUGUGAGCAGCAGCGCUACGGGCUGGGCUGCCAGCAGCCCUGCUCCUGCCAGAACGGGGGGCUCUGCGACUCCACCGACGGCUCCUGCUCCUGUGCACCCGGCUGGACGGGCAAAUCCUGCGAAUUAGAAUGCCCUCCGGGAAGCUUCGGUGCCGCCUGCCAGCUGCGCUGCCCCUGCCUGCACAACGCCAGCUGCCACCCGGCCACGGGCGCCUGCCGCUGUCCCGCCGGCCACUACGGGCCCCUGUGCGAGCACAGCUGCCCGCCGGGAUUCCACGGAGAGGGCUGCCGGGAGCGCUGUGCCUGCGGGCACGGCGCGGGCUGUGACCCCGCCACCGGGCGCUGCCGCUGUCCCCCGGGGCUGCGGGGCGAGCGCUGUCACGCAGGCUGCAAGGAAGGGACGUACGGCGAGGGGUGCCAGCAGCUCUGUGACUGCCCCAGCGAUGUCCCCUGCGACCCGGUGACGGGGCGCUGCCUCUGCCCCCCCGGCAAAACCGGCCCCACGUGUGCUGCAGACUGCCAGCCCACCCACUUCGGCCCCGACUGCCGCCUGCCCUGCCAGUGUGCCCCCAGCUCCUACUGCAACGCCCGGAACGGGCAGUGCCUGUGCCUGGACGGCCACACGGGACCCACCUGCCAGGAAGGUGAGGGCACGGAAGGGACAGCGGUCCCAGAACCCGAGGGGAGGCUGGACCUGUGCUCAGGUGUGGGUCCUGUGCUCAGGUGUGGGUCCUGUGCCAGGGGUUGGGGAGCAGUAAAUCAGCUCAGCCCACUCACGUAGAGUAGCACCUUCCUCUUCCAAAGCCCUCAGUUGCUCUGACCUGUUUCUGCCACUGCAGCCACGAGGGAGG
Messenger RNA from Lonchura striata (white-rumped munia), 4859 nucleotides. The record is from RefSeq and is a predicted model, not a curated record. NCBI's taxonomy places the organism in Eukaryota, Metazoa, Chordata, Aves, Passeriformes, Estrildidae.